Messenger RNA from Sorghum bicolor (sorghum), 1000 nucleotides. RefSeq lists its product as uncharacterized. The transcript has a single exon. The coding region runs from base 132 to 776 and encodes 214 amino acids. Gene Ontology annotation, biological process: defense response to other organism. Lineage: Eukaryota; Viridiplantae; Streptophyta; Magnoliopsida; Poales; Poaceae. The record is from RefSeq and is a predicted model, not a curated record.
AUUACAACACAAACUGUCAUAACCGUCACACACGACGCGCGCGCGCGCACUUCGCCAUAGCCAGCAAGCAAGCUUUACCUUGUAUUGGUACGUGCAAAGGCGGCCGAUCGUUCCAUCUCCAAUUCUCCAUCAUGUGUGACGACUGCGAGUGCUGCUGCGCCUGCUUCGCCCCGCGGUACCAACGCUUCGCGUGCGGCUUCUGCAUCGGCCUCGCCAUCAUCGCGGCGGUCGCCGUCAUCGUCGUCCUCGUCCUCGGCUACGGGCACGCCGCGCAGCCCACGUUCGAGGUGGACGACGCCUCGCUCACGCGCUUCGCCGUCGCCAUCUCCCCCGCCACCGCCAUCUCCUACAACCUCACGCUCACGCUCGCCGUCCGCAACCGCAACUGGGCCAUGGGCGCCGCCUUCCGGUCCCUCCAGGCCGACUACCUCUUCGAGGACCAGCGGUUCGACCGCGUCGACGUCGUCGCCUCGCCCACCUACGUCCUGCCCGCCAGGAAGACCGCCGUGUUCCGCCUCUCCAGCGGCGCCGACGCCGUGAACGCCAUGCUCGGCAGCGCCGGCGUCAGGGCGUACAGGAAGCAGAGCGCCAAGGGGGCGUUCGACAUCGAGGUGAAGCUCUCCGGCCAGGUCAAGUACCAGCUGCACAGCACGUGGUGCAGGCUCGAGGCCAAGUGCCCGCUCAACCUGCAGCUCGGAUCGCCGGACGGUGGCGGCGCCGUCGUCUUCCAGAAGACCAGCUGCGAGGUGCUCCGGUCAUCGCAGAAGGGGUGCUGAACUGUUGUUCGUCGCUUGCUGCAUCUGCAAUUCUACAUGCAUUGGAUUCAUAGAUCGUUAAACAGUGUUUGGCUGCUUGGUUUCGUUUUCUUUUUAUUUUUCUCCCUUUCUUCGUAAGAGUUUGGAGUCAUUAUCAUUGCUUCGUAUUGCAUGCCAUGCAUGCGUAAUGCAAAGUUUGGGGUGUGCUUGGCUUGUUUGAGACCCGGAAAUUAAAUUAAAUUAAA